Molecule: messenger RNA, 4139 nt
Organism: Cryptococcus deneoformans JEC21
Lineage: Eukaryota; Fungi; Basidiomycota; Tremellomycetes; Tremellales; Cryptococcaceae
Exons: 12
Coding region: 652-3240 (862 amino acids)
Molecular function (GO): RNA binding
Source: RefSeq, a predicted model, not a curated record
AGGAGCCAAGGAGGUUUGCCAAAUGGCAAAUGAUCAUCAGCAUCCUAUCAACCUUGCUCAUUCCUUUCGACAAAUUGUCGUUUUAACCAAAUCAUCAUUUUAGCUUCAUCGCAUCAACUAUCGCCUAUCGCCUACCGUGCAGUGGAGAGGUGGCGCAGAUUGAAAGUAACAAGGCGAAAACGCAAGGACUGAUACUACAUCUCCGAGCCAAUCCCCUAUCUGGUAUCUACACUAAUAUCUGCGAUUUGAGGUCCCGACACGUGGCUACCUCAUCCGGAGGGUAAGCAAGUAGGGGCAGUUUGAACCGACUACCCGCGGAAGGUGUUCAGCGUGAAUAAAUUGCAGCAGUGUUCGGCAGAAUCUGAGAGCCUUGUUCAGCUCUCGCUAGCCUCAAACUCAUAGCGCGGAACCUGCUGGAAGUGGGUCGUUGGAUGCGAAAUCAGGAUCUGUCUGUGCGUUGUCGGAUACCUUUCUGGGUCUUGGGUGACCCACCACUGAGGGUGGUUGAUGGUACCUCUGCACUAAAAGGUCUCACCAUGCACUUUUAGCGAGCUAAAAGCCCCCGCGUUGUUUCCUCAGUCCCUUCCAUCCUCCCAGCUAUCCACCACAGUUGACUCACCUACUUUGCCGCCCGCUAGGUCUCGUUCCGAUAUGAACCAGUCGUCCUACGGGUAUCUAUUGGACCAACCCUCGCCAAAGAACCAGCCGCUAGAGCUGCAUUUCCCCUCCAUCACCCACCCGCCACACACCACUGAUGGCAGCGCCCAUAUCCCGAAACCUCAUCCCCAUCUGAUUUCGCCUGUUAUUUAUAUCAACUCUUAUCCACAAGACCUCCCCAAUAGCCUACUGCUAGACUGCUUAGAAGGAUGCCCCGUUAAAAUUACACUUCCACCUGUUGUACUGCCUGACGUCCGCCUCAUGCCAGAUGCCUAUUAUGACUGGAUGCCCAGAUCAGGGACGCUGGAAUUUAAUUCAUUGGCUGAUGCUGAGAAGGCACUCGCUAUAAUCAACAGUCAUUCAAUGCUCGCUCCUCGAGGCGUAUGGGUAUCUCCCAGCCCUCCUGACCAACCUAUAUCAUUCCCUAAAAGCGUCAUUGCGGAACGUUUAAUCCGCCCUUCAAAAUUUUCUAGUCUAACACAAAAAGCGACACAAUCACUGCCAAAGUUUGCCCCAACACCGUCUGAGCUCUAUGACGCCAUAAGACCUUGGGGUUCCUUGAAAUCUGUCAGCACUUGGCUCGCAGGGGUUGCCCCCGCAAACCCGACGAUACCAGACUGGUUUGCAAAAGUCGAGUUUUGGUAUGCAGAUGAGGCUCAAAGAUUUGAAACAGAAUUUGGUCAAACGAGCAGUCUAAUCAAAGGGUGGCAGGUAGUAAUCUGGGGUAAUACCCCCAUCCCCUAUUCUGAUAGUGUUUUACCCUGUUUUGCUGCACUCGCUCAACCACCUCCUGUCAUUUCCGCAAACAUAUUUGCUUCUGACUCCUCCUCACUGGCGACAGCUUUUUUUCCUGUACCAUUUUCAGAAAUCAGUCACUCUUCUUUCCCCCCUAUCGCCGUCCCACAACCACUUAUCUCGCAACCUUUCUUUCCUCCUACUCCCUCCAGUAUCUCCGGCAGUCCUCCCUGGGCAACUCACAACCCAUUCGCUUACAAACCUCGUAACCCUCCUACUGCACCACGAAUGAUGAGAAGCAGAUCCAGCCCAACUAGAUUGAAUAAUAACGGGCCAGAUUUGCCUCUGAAUAUCGGGCCACGAAGGUGGAGCUUGACUAUGGGAGAAACACCUGAUGGAGUGUUUCAGCCCACGGGUCUAGUAUCCGAUGACGGUAAAAUUAUACAGCAUGGUCCAGGUCAACAUAUCAGACCUGCCCCAGCUUUUGGCCCAGGUUCACAGAGUGCCUCCGGACUAGUCGAUUACAGCAACAUCUUCAUUAAAAAUCUGGAUUCCGACAUCAACUCGUUCUAUCUUGAAGAGACUUUCAGUCAGUUUGGUCGAGUAAUCAGUGCUCGUGUGAUGCGUGAUGACCAUCAGCGCAGCAGAGGUUAUGGUUUUGUCAGCUUCUACACUCCUGAGGAAGCUGCUUGCGCUGUCAAAGCUAUGAAUGGGACUCAAUUUGGUCGACAGGUCCUUUCUGUAACUCUUCAUGAGCCUCGUAAGCUUAGGCCAGAGAAGAUUGCCGAGCGCGUUGCGCAAGGUCUCAUCCACCGUCAAGCUGUGCCUCCUCAUGUUGCGAGGCGAUCCUCUAACCCUGUCAAAUCUCGUCGAUCAUUUCGCGAGAUUAGUAUUUUUGAUCGUUCCAACGACUCGGACCCUUCGGAUGAUAUUCGCCUUCUCAGUCCGGAAAGUCGGAAGGCGGUGCUUGAGAAAAGACUCAUUGCUCGAGUUCGAGUAUAUGCAAAGAAGCGGUCGGUUUCAGAAGAAAUGAUUCAACCUAUCGUCAAUUCACUCUUACCGUCUGAUUUGGCGUUGAUCCCUCUGCUGCACAAUCAUACACAGUUGGAUAACAGGAUAGCAGAAACGCUUUCUUCCAUUCAGGAAGUUCCUGAAGUGCCUGCAGCAGCUCAAAGACCGACCGAAAGCGACAUUGACGAUCUUCGUGUACAAAUAGAAAAGAUCGAUUCCGAUGACGCCGAUAACGUAAUGCGUGUCUUCAUGGACAUAUUGAAGGCAGAAGAUUGGGAAAGGGGACUGGGUAAUAAGGCAGAGGUAGCAAUUAAAUACGGGGACGCGAAACGACUCUUACUGAAGGAGAGGAAUGAGAGACAAAAGGAGUCCAGUGAGGAUAUCAGCGACAAAGACGCAAUGACCGGUGACCCAAUAUUUGAAACUGGGCUGUCUGAUGAACAAGAUCCCACUAUAAUACCCCUGGAAACAAUUACCGUCCCACUGCUCGCUUCCCUUUCGGCGAAAAAGAUUAUCUGGAAUCUAUCGUCGUCAUAUGGCUCUGAUAUACUGCUGAAAUUGGGAUUGAAAGCUCCGAGCGAUCAAGAAAGAAAUAGUUUGUUAGCAUGGCGAGCAAAGAUUAUGAACAAAGGAAACGUCGUCAUGAGGGGAGAGAUGGUUAGGAUGUUGGAGAGGCAUGCUGUGGUUGAUGGUCUGAAGCGCAGCCAGAGAAUCAAAACUCUGCGAGAGUUUGUAAAUGCAGAGGAUGAUGAUGAGUCUUUAUGUGAAUUAGUGCUUUAUCCGGCCCUGUUCCAUGCCAAAUUAGAGUGUUUCCUUAGUUCUCGUGAAUUUCGAUAAAAAAAGUAGAUGGACAGACUGUGUAUCGUCCAAUUUGAGCCCAAAAAUUCAAAAUCGUUUUGCUUUAUGCGUGGAACCUAAUUGCACCGCAUUUGGCCCUUGAUAUCUCUAGUAUAACUAUACAGAUUACGUUACAUCAUAAUGGCCUAUAAACAAAGGGUCCGAUAUACACUUUAAAUCGCUGUUUGCAGACCGACGAGGGGAUGUCCAGUCUUGGGAUCCCAGUGACUUGUCGCUUCGUUCAACAAUAUGACAGUACUUUUUGACGACACCAACCCUUCUCUGGACAAUGCGGCUUCAAAGUUUUUCACUAAUUUGGUAUCGUGAGGUUUCAGGUUGGCACGGUAUUCCCUGAUGCCAUUUAUUCAGCGGGCCAAUCCAAGAAAGGUUUUUGAGAUGAUGUGGAUUUGAAACGGUGGGGAAAAAAAAAGAAGUGGAACGGACGCACCAUGAGCAUUCGUGUAUACCAUAGCCAUCCCAUUUGACCAAGUAUUGCGUUUCCCUUUCGAUCCUCUUGCCCUUUCUCAUCAUGGACCGUCUUCCAAGGAGCCGCUCGACGACAAAGACUUGUUCUUCUAUGAGAUCUUGUGGUUUUAUAUCAUCCCUAAAAAUUAUGUUGCAUCAGCCAUCGAAAAGCGUUUUCCCCCGCCCACAUCCGGGAGAAAAUUGGCGGGUGCUUACAAAAGUAUACAAUUCGAUCGGAUACAUCUCUCUUGUUGACUGGGCUCGACCGUCUGUUUCGUGAGUCCAUGGUAUUUGACGAGGUAACGACAGUCAAAACAGAGCCAGCUCUUGUCGGACAUGUCGGAUGUUUCUUUAAGACCUGCACAGCACCAGUGGCAGCUUAUUACAAUAGUAGAUGUGUAUCGUCAGUAUAUGUAUGAAUGAAUGAAUGGAUU